UUCUACCAAAAAAUGCAGCUUGAGUAAUGUAAUAACGAUACUGCUUUGCUGGGUCAUCCUCAGUUAAGCACCGGGUUCCAAGCAUUCUUUUUUGUACGUGAAUGAAUUAUGCAAACACUCCGCGAUACGCACAUAAAGAUGACGUCACGUGGUACCACCUCGUUAGCCAAUCACCGUGCGUUCAAUGUCACCUGUGGCUGACACCAGCGGGUGUGUCUUUUGCAACCCAUAUUCAUUCUAGAGAUUCAACGCGGCUUAGAUUGUUGGCGCUCUUGAUGAUCUUCAAGACUUCUAUUCGAUCACCAGUGAACUUCGAACGUUAAGAGAACAAGAGAGAGAGAGAGAGGUUGGCUUAACAUAAUGGAUGCCACAAGAGCUGUGAGGCGGUCACGUGGACUUGGUAGGAGUGAGCAGGACAAGGAGAACCGAGGAAGACGGGUAGCUUUGAGGAAAGGCGUGGUGACCAACAAAUCCUGCAGUACAAGAACACUGUCUACCUUACAUCGCAGACACUCUGUCGAUGAGGGUCCUCGUGGGCACAUCGGCAGAAGAGAUGGGUCGAAGAUUCCUAUCUUCAAGACUAGGUCAAGAGGUCGACGGCUGGCUAUAGUCGGAAAAUGCAAGAAUGUUGUGAAGAUACAGAAUUUGGCUGCAUCUCCAUCAGAGGAUGAACUUCCCCUGAAGGUACCCACCAAUACGCCCACAGAGGAGGGAGCACCGUCAGCAUGUCAAAUCUCAGAGGACGACAUGAUAUUCCUGAUGCGAAAGGUCACCUUCAACGAUUUCUUUGACGUAUCCAUGGAAACUGAGUCAUCUUUGAUCUCCCAUGAUGGAUACAAGGGUGAUAUUCUGUCUUAUCUGAAGGAAAGAGAAAGUGUUGUUGCUUCGAGGAGUGCAUCGAUCCCACCUACUGUGGAUCCAUUACAUCGUGAAAUACUGGUCGACUGGCUUAUAGAUGUACAAGUUCAUCUCACCCUUGAGAACGCAACUUUGCAUUUAGCCGUCGCCAUGGUUGAUGCCUACCUGCUGAAGCGGUCUAUCUCCUUGCACUAUCUUCAGCUUUUAGGACUUACCUGUCUCUUUAUCGCCUCAAAGUAUGAGGAGGUCUACGUUCCAAAUUUGGAUAUUCUUUCUAUGCUGUGUGCCGAAUGCUACAAAGAGGAAGAAUUUUUGAUAAUGGAACGACGGAUCCUUCGUGCCUUGGAUUUCAAUCUGUUUUUCCCAACAACUGUCGAUUUUUUGACUCUGUUUCUUGCCCCAUCUGAAGUUGACGAUGAACGGCUGGUUUUCAUGUGCAACUAUCUGGUUGAUCUCACCUUAUCGAUUUCCCAUUCCGAGAACUCCUGCCCGUCGAUUUGGGCGGCUGCCGCGAUUUUCUUGGCUCUUACAAUCCGAAAAUCGGAAACCCGUCACAAAUCUGACAACAGCGAUCUCCUAAAGGAUCGAGUGGACGAUCCCGAUGACACGGUGUGGGGUUUAAAACUACAGACGAUGACAGGGUACAGUGAGUUCUACCUGACUGAGCUGGCCAAAGCGCUGGUGGAGAAAGUGCAUGCAACUAAAGUUGCCAAGUAUAAGGCACCGUAUCGGAAAUACAACAUCGAGGGUUUCCAGUUCAUCAGUGAAGAGCUAGCCAAAUGGUGCUCUGCCCCCGUACACUUAGCCGCCCACGACCUCGUGCCUCUUGGUCAAAUAGCUGAGCUCUACUGAACGGAUACUGGCACUCGUAUUCCUUGACCGCGUGAGAUGGACAUGGAUCACCAACAUUACGUGCUCUGUCUCUAAUGAACGGAGACUAGUACCCCUUGAACGCGUGAGCUACAGACUCUGUACACGGCCUCUGCUGAACGGAUAAUAGUGCUCCUUGAAUGCGCGAGAAAGGCCUUCUGCAAUCACCAACAUAUUAAGUAGGGCCUCCUUAAAAUGGCGUGCAUUUCUAGGUCUCUAUAAUUGGGUGGAAACAGGGUUAUAACUGUGAAUGCAGGGAGAUGAAAGUUAAAUGAAAUUGACAUCAGCUUCAAACAUGUUAGCCCUCUCCACCCAUCUCACUGCCCUAUGACAGCUAAAAAUUUGAGAAAAUAAAAUAAAAAAUGUUUGAAAACUGAAGCGUCUUGCCAGAGCAAAGAUUAUAUUUAAAAGUGAUGUAUAUAUUUACUAUAUUUAUAUCUAUAUUUAUAUUUAUUCUAUGAAAUUUAAUGUAUUGUCUAUGUUCAUUGUAAUGUGAUUUCUGCUACUUAUGUCAUGGUAUUUUCAUGGUAAUGAUGUGAAUUGUUAAAUGCAAUAUUAGAAGUACAAGUGUAGAAUGAAAACAAAGUGUUUCGGCUGAAUAUCAUCAGGGUGAAUCUGAUCUAAUUUUAAUGUAAAAACAACUUUAACAAGUAAACAACGUGAAAAAUAUGUGUUCUAGUUGAAAAGUGUUUUAUGGGGUAAUGCUAGACCGUAUACACUGACCCUGAAAGGUAUUAAUAAUGUCAAAUAUGUUUUCCAAUAUUUUGAUGGGUCUUGCUAAGACUAGUUUCGGCAAUCAAAUAAGCAGUCUAUUAUAAUUUUUCAAAAAUUAGAAGUUUUAGAGUGUUCCGUCUACAGAUAACCUCACAAAGCAAGAUAAUGGUCUAGCACAAAACUAAUGUAUUAAGGUCCUAAUGAUUCUAACCUUUGCUGACCUUCUUAAUUCAGCUCCUUGAAGCCCCCCUUCCAAAAAAAAAAAUUCUGCCAAUAUAAGAAAGAAAUAGACCAUUGUCCAGCCAUUGUUAUAUCUACAUUUCAUGUUUUUUCUGCAUAUUUCCCUUUGGAAAACGAGUGUUUUUGGAAAACGAAUGCCCAGAUUAAACGUUUUUACUAAACCCUAGCAGAGUGAUUUUUUUCCUUCCCAUUUGUUUUAAGAAUACAAUCUAGAAAGUUAGGGCACAUUUUUAAAAAUCUCUAUUUAAACU
This is a messenger RNA of Strongylocentrotus purpuratus (purple sea urchin), 2933 nucleotides long. Its product is annotated as cyclin-A3-1. The transcript has 8 exons. Gene Ontology annotation, molecular function: cyclin-dependent protein serine/threonine kinase regulator activity. Lineage: Eukaryota; Metazoa; Echinodermata; Echinoidea; Camarodonta; Strongylocentrotidae. Bases 361 to 1710 code for a protein of 449 amino acids. Gene Ontology annotation, cellular component: cytoplasm; cyclin-dependent protein kinase holoenzyme complex; nucleus. The record is from RefSeq and is a predicted model, not a curated record. Gene Ontology annotation, biological process: mitotic cell cycle phase transition; regulation of cyclin-dependent protein serine/threonine kinase activity.